Histoplasma mississippiense is the source of this 567-nucleotide messenger RNA. RefSeq lists its product with no specific name. Gene Ontology annotation, biological process: protein deubiquitination. The record is from RefSeq and is a predicted model, not a curated record. Gene Ontology annotation, molecular function: cysteine-type deubiquitinase activity. Bases 1 to 567 code for a protein of 188 amino acids. Lineage: Eukaryota; Fungi; Ascomycota; Eurotiomycetes; Onygenales; Ajellomycetaceae. The transcript has 3 exons.
AUGGCUGUAUGGACAGUACAGAACGGUACCAGUACAAUUAACCAGGGCAGCGGACAGUGCACGAUACGGGUACCGGUACAAGGUACCGAUUACAGGGACAAGUGCUUGUACGGGCGUACCUUAUCUGGCCGUCUUCCAUCAUCUCCGCCUGCCCAGCGAGCAUACAGCUGGCCGAAAAUCGUCCCUAUCAUGGCCCAAAGAAAAUCCCACUCCUCCGGUCCUGCUGGUAACAGGACUAGCCCUCCUGAGGACAGUGCCAUGAAAAUGCACCUAGAGAUGGCCAUGGCUGGGAUGCCUAGCAAGAGCAGUCUCAAACUGGGAUGUCUUGAUUACUUCAAUCUGUAUGCCAUGCCUGUCCUUGGCGAUGGAAAUUGUCUCUUCUACUCACUCUCAGACCAAUUGUACGGAAGCGUUGACCGCCACAUUGAAAUCCGAGAGCGUUUGGUCCAGCAUAUGCGGGACAAUGCGGACUAUUUCAGAGAUUUCACCGCAGAUGUUGGGGGAGAGCGUCGAGCUCCCAGGAGGAGCGCCGCUCAAGAAAAAACCGUCUUGCGUAUACCAAUGUAG